AUGCGUCAGCAAGUCCUCUUGGCGCCGCCGCUGCCGAGCGCUGCUAUGCGGUUUGCUGCCCUCUCUUCCUGCAUCGCAAGUCGCUACCAGCGCUCGCAAAAUCGCGCUGGCCUGCCGCGCUGGAAAGCAGCAGUUAUUCGCCGCGCCAAGCAGCGCAGCAGUGAGACGAAGUGUCUCUAUAACCGAUGCCCCGGCAUCUUUGCCGGCAUACGAUCGGGCGCUGUAGUUGCCGGAUGCCACACCCGAUCGCCAGAUUUUCAGGCCGAAGCGCUGGCAAGCGUGAGCAUGCAAGGCCGAUUGGGGCCAGCGCGCUGCAAAGGCGAUCGGCAUCGGUAUUGGAGGGGCCUGCCGAGCGAUCUUGGCGGGGUGUACGUGCGGCAAGUUGAAGCGGAGCGCCAAAGACGCGGGCGACUCAAGCAGCGCCGGAGGCAUAGGCUGGCUCGAUUCCGCGACGUGUCUUUGCCAGCAGCGCAUGCUUUGCAGCGCGAGGCUUCGCUCGAGUUCGUCAGUGCAUUUGGUCUGCUGUCACCGACCGAGCUCCGUUCGCGCCACCAACCAGCGCGCUCGCAGCUUGCUGCUGCUGGCGGCGAACGCUUGCUUAGGGCAUCCUGGCAACGGCCGUGUAGCUCGCGAUAG
Phytophthora sojae is the source of this 636-nucleotide messenger RNA. RefSeq lists its product as hypothetical. Bases 1 to 636 code for a protein of 211 amino acids. The record is from RefSeq and is a predicted model, not a curated record. The transcript is spliced from 2 exons. NCBI's taxonomy places the organism in Eukaryota, Oomycota, Peronosporomycetes, Peronosporales, Peronosporaceae.